Molecule: messenger RNA, 3090 nt
Organism: Anas platyrhynchos (mallard)
Lineage: Eukaryota; Metazoa; Chordata; Aves; Anseriformes; Anatidae
Biological process (GO): regulation of transcription by RNA polymerase II
Cellular component (GO): nucleus
Molecular function (GO): DNA-binding transcription factor activity, RNA polymerase II-specific
Source: RefSeq, a predicted model, not a curated record
UAGGGACCCCCCCUCCAGGACUUGGGGACCCCUCCAGGUUUUGGGGACCCCCCCAAAAAUUGCCCCCCCCCCCCCCCAUUGACCCCCCCUCUCUCUCCUUUGCAGCCCCCCCCGAGGACGAUGCAGGCCAGCGCCGGCCCCGCGGGUUGCCCCAUGGACACCCCGAGUGGGGCGCCCGGAGCCGCUGAGGACGCCCCCAAGGAGCCUCCAGCAGCCGGCGCGUCCGGCGGCCGCCCCUACAUCUGCAGCGAGUGCGGCAAAUCCUUCGCCCAGUGGUCCAAACUGGAACGGCACCGGCGGAGCCACACGGGCGAGCGCCCCAACGCCUGCGGCGAGUGCGGCAAACGCUUCGCCCAACGCUCCCACCUGGCCCAGCACCUCCGCACCCACACCGGCGAGCGGCCCUACAAGUGCGGCGAGUGCGGCAAGGCCUUCGGCUGGAGCUCCAACCUGGCCCAGCACCGCCGCACCCACACCGGCGAGCGCCCCUACGCCUGCGGCGAGUGCGGCAAAGCCUUCAGCCAAAGCACCAACCUGGUCAAGCACCAGCGCGCCCACGCCGGCGAGCGCCCCUACGCCUGCGGGCAGUGCCGCAAGGCUUUUUACCGCAGCUCCGACCUCCUCCAGCACCAAGCCAGCCACUCGGGCGAGCGGCCCUACCGCUGCGGCCAGUGCGGCAAAGCCUUCGCCCAACGCGCCAACCUGCUGAAGCACGGCAAGACCCACGGCGGCGAGAAGCCCUACCGCUGCGGCGAGUGCGGCAAGGGCUUCGUGCAGAGCUCGGAGCUCAUCCAGCACCAGCGCAGCCACAGCGGCGAGAAGCCCUUCGCCUGCGGCGAGUGCGGCAAGCGUUUCGGCCACGGGGCCACCUUGGCCAAGCACCGGCGCCUCCAUUUGGGCUUGCAACCUCACCGCUGCGCCGAGUGCGGCCGGGCUUUCGGGCUCCGCUCGGCGCUGGCCCGGCACCAGCGGGCUCACGGCGAGGAGCGCCCCUUCGCCUGCGCCGAAUGCGGCCAAGCCUUCGCCCUCCGCUCCAACCUGGCCCUCCACCGGCGCACCCACGCCGGCGAGCGGCCCUACCGCUGCGGCGAGUGCGGCAAAGCUUUCGGCAUGAGCUCCACCCUGGUGCGGCACCAGCGCAUCCACACCGGCGAGAAGCCCUACGGCUGCGGCGAGUGCGGCAAGGGCUUCGUGCGCAGCGCCCACCUGGAGCAGCACCGGCGCACCCACACCGGCGAGCGGCCCUACGGCUGCGCCCGCUGCGGCCGGCGUUUCAGCCAGAGCUCCAACCUCAUCACCCACGAGCGGGUGCAUCUGGAGGAGGCGCACGGCGCGGCGGUGGCGGCGGCGGCGGCGGCGGCGAGGGUGGGGGUGGGGGUGGGGGGAGAGGAGGGGGUGGGGGAGGGUUCGAGGGUUGGGGGGCAGGAAGGGGGGGAGGUGGGGGGGGAGCACCCAAGGGUGAAGACUGUUGGGGGGCGUCAAGAUUUGGAGAAGUUUGGGGAGCACCCAAGGGUGCAGACUCCUGGGGUUCCUCAAGAUUUGGAGACCUUGGGAGAGCACCCAAAGACUGAAAGACUUGGGGGGCACCAAGAUCUGGAGAUGAUUGAGGAGCACCCAAGGGUGCAGACUCUUGGGGGUCUCCAAAAUCUGGAGGUGUUGGAAGAGCACCCAAAGGCGAAGACUCUUGGGGUUCCUCAAGAUCUGGAGAAGUUUGGGGAGCACCCAAGGGUGAAGACUUUUGGGGUGCGUCAAGGACAAGAGGUGAUUGAGGAGCACCCAAGGGUGAAAACUCUUGGGGGUCCUCAAGAUCUGGAGGUGUUGGAAGAGCACCCAAAGUAUCAGACUCUUGAGGUUCCUCAAGAUUUGGAGGAGCACCCAAGGGUGCAGACUCCUGGGGGUCACCAAGAUCUGGAGAAGUUUGGGGAGCACCCAAGGGUGAAGACUUUUGGGGUGCAUCAAGAUUUGGAGAUGUUGGAAGAGCACCCAAAGACCAAGAGUCUUGAGUUGCGUCAAGGUUUGGAGAUGUUGGAGGAGCACCCAAGGGUGAAGACUCUUGGGGUUCCUCAAGAUUUGGAGACUUUGGGAGAGCACCCAAAAAAUGAGAGACUUGGGGUGCAUCAAGAACUGGAGGUUUUGGAGGAGCACCCAAGGGUGAAGACUCUUGGGGUUCCUCAAGAUCUGGAGAUGUUGGAAGAGCACCCAAAGACCAAGAGUCUUGGGGGGCACCAAGGACUGGAGAUGAUUGAGGAGCACCCAAGGGUGAAGACUGUUGGGGUUCUUCAAGAUUUGGAGACUUUGGGAGAGCACCCAAAAAAUGAGAGACUUGGGGUGCAUCAAGAACUGGAGGUUUUGGAGGAGCACCCAAGGGUGCAGACUCUUGGGGUUCCUCAAGAUUUGGGGGAGCACCCAGGGGUGAAGACUUUUGGGGUUCCUCAAGAUCUGGAGAAGUUUGGGGAGCACCCAAAGGUGAAGACUUUUGGGGUUCCUCAAAAUUUGGGGGAGCACCCAAGGGUGCCGACUUUUGGGGUUCCCCAAGAUUUGGAGAUUUUGGAGGAGCACCCAAGGGUGAAGACCCCUGGGGGUCACCAAGAUUUGGAGCAAUUCGGGGGGCACCCAAGGGUGCAGGUCCUUGGGGUGCCCCCAGCUCUGGAGGAGCACCCAAGGGUGCCCCCCAAAUGAUGCCGGGGGGCGGAGCCUCGCCCUGGGGCCUCCUGAUUGGUCGGGGUCAGCGCCCCCCGCGACGCCAUUGGCUGAGAGGGGUGGGUGGGAGGGGCAGGGGUGGAUGGAGGGACGGGAUUGGCUGAGAGAAAGGGAAAGGUGGCACGGGAUUGGGUGAGGGUGGUGCUGAGACGGGAUUGGUUGAGAGCAGGGGGCGGGGCUGGAAGGGGAUUGGUUAGAACGGGGCAGGCUGGCACGGGAUUGGGCGGUGGUGGGGGGGGCGGGGAGGGGAUACUGGCACGGGAUUGGCUGAGAGGGGGAUGACGUCACUUGCCGAGCGCAGUGAUUGGUCGAGUUGUAGGCGUGCUCCGCAGCCAUUGGCUGGGAGGCGUUGAGGGGGCGGGGCUUAAAUAAAGGUGGUGACAGCCCAGA